CGAGUUCAGCAAUUCCAGCGCAGAAACAGUCCCCAGGAGAGAGCACGCUAGAGCUGCAGGAUCCUGCCCUCAGCUUCAAUCCCAAAUGUAUGUUGUUCCUCUUUAAAGAAACAAAACAGCAAACAAAAAACAAACAGAAAACAGGUAAACAGAAAACUGAGUUGGAGGCUAUGUAAAAGCCGUGUGCAAAGCGUAGGUAAAUCUGUGGGGUAAACAAAUGGUAAAAAGCCCGCACUGAGUAGGGAAAAAAAUUGCUCAUAUCAUGCAAGGUCAGUCACAGCCUGGAAUGAACCUGCAAGAGGCCAAAGAGGUACCAGCUGGAGCUGAAGUGUUCAAAAUGGAGCUACCUGCAUGUGCAUGGUUAUAAAUCGUAAGGCAAGAGUUAAAGUGCUCCUGUCCCUGAACAGAAACAGAACAUAAACUGAAGCUGGGCCUGGGCAGUGAGGCUGAGGAUGCACCGGGAUGGGACAUCAGUUCACCCUGGGGUGCCCGUUGGUGUGGGGAGCACCCAGAGCCCUGCGGGGACCUCGCUGGAGGGUUCACCUGGCCCACGGUCCUUGCGCAGGCAGGAGGAGUCAGGGCUGAGGCACUCGGGGUACCCAGCACAUCUUUGCUCGUCUUUGUCCCCCUGAAUCUUGCUCACCGGGAAUGGGCGCUUUAGCAGGAGUGCCACCACUUGCACUUGGUUGUGUGGGGUGAGGUGCAGCCGUGUGUCCAGCAUCUCUCUUGUGCCGGUCCACAAGGCACGGUCCAGCAAAUCCCUCAGUAGUCCCCACUGCUGAUGCUUGCUGUUGAUACACUGUCAUUAUUUUUUCUUUAAAUAAUUAGCCCCGUGAUCAUCAGGUUUGGUGCUUUCUAGUGAUGCUUCAGAGGAUCCCAAAGCAAUGUGUAAGCUGGAAGUCCUCUUGUAAACAAAGUGCCUUUCUGCACCAGCUGGCAAAGCUUUUGGGAGUAUGUUUGGUAUCUUCGAAUAAGUGGGAAAGCCCACUUAUGGCAGAAAUGAUUAUCUUUUUUCUGCCCCCUCCUGGCCUCUUGCUGUAUGGAGAAGCUGCUGCUUGUGCUGCCUUGUGAGCACAGAGGUAGGUUUUCUUCUGCCGAGGACUUGAAGCGUGGUGGUUUCCUGCAGUGAGAGUUCAAAACAUCAGGGCCUUUAAAGAAAACACGUCAGGGUCAUUCCUACUGUUCAAAUCAGGUCUUGCACAAUCUUCUCCCCAAAGGGCACAUUUUGCAAUGAGAAGUUUAUGUAAAGCAGCAGGCCACGGGGUUUUGACUUGAAGCACAGUUUCUGAGGCAACUUUCAACUUUGAGCAUUGAUGGCAAAUGCUUUGGCUCCUGCCCCAUCUGAUCUUCAAAAUGAGCGCUUAAGGCUUUUGCCACCGAACAUGAAGUGUCAUGUUGCUGCGAUUUAAGAGGUUGUUCAGUCUCAGCAGAUCUGAUCCUGCUCCCCGUGCAGCAGACCGAGCCACCGAGCCGUGCAGCUUCUGGCCGAGGAGCCGCUGAGUGACACCUUGUUCCCUGGAGAGAGACUGCACUGCGUUCAGUGUCCCUGGCAUCGGCUGCCUGUGAUGUGUGCGGAGCUUUGGGAAACAGCUUGUUUGUCUUGAGAAACUUCUUAUAACAGAGUGGUCCCAGUCACAGAAGGUUUUUCUGCCGUGUUACUGAGCACCAGAUGAGCUUUCACAACCUGCUGCGCUGCCUGGUGCAGGGGGGUCCCUAAGGCCGGUCCAGCAGAGGAGGCUGGGGAGAAGCCGUCGACCUUCCUGAUGAUGGGAAGCCCUGGAAAUGGUGGCAGAGGAGGCAGCUGCUGUCCCCAUGAUGUGCGAGACAGGGCUGAUCGCACCGGAGCCCUCCGGCCCCACGCAGUACUACGGCGAGUCGUCCGACACCUACUACCAGGUGGACCGCUGGCAGCGGCUGCGCACGGCUGUCAGGAAGCUGGAGUUCUGGGAAAACUUCAACGCCGAGCUAAUAGGCAGCGGCUUCUUCUCCAAAGUGUACAAGGUGACCCAGGCUGCUUCUUGUAAAGUGAUGGUGGUGAAGAUCUACAAGAACGACGUGGACCAAGAGGUGAUUGUGCGUGAGAUCAGCCUGCUGCAGAAGCUGUCCCACCCCAACAUCGUCAGGUGGGCACAUCCUUCAGCCACGAGCAGUGGGCACUGGCUGGCAGGGGCUGGAGUUGGUGUCUCUAAGGCAGUUCUUCAAUGGAGAAUAGAGUAUGUGAAUGGGGGUUGCCUGGAGGAGCUCCUGGCCUGCAAAGACAUUGCUUUGAUGUGGAAGGAAAAAGUGGACUUAGCUUCGGACAUCACCAGAGGAAUGAUCUACCUGCACUCCAAGAAUAUCUACCACCGAGAUCUCAACUCCAAGAACUGCCUCAUCCGCCUGACUCCGCGGAGCCGCGAGGCGCUGGUGACGGACUUCGGGCUGGCUAGGGAGGUGACGGAGCUGCCUGUGAAGGAUGUGGAGAGGAAGCUGUCUCUGGUGGGCUCUGCUUUCUGGAUGGCUCCUGAGAUGCUUCGGGGAGAGCCCUAUGACCGGAAGGUGGAUGUGUUUUCCUUUGGCAUUGUCCUCUGUGAAACCCUGGGCAGGAUCCCAGCUGACCCUGAAGUGCUUCCCAGGACUAAGGAUUAUGGUUUGGAUGUUGCUGCCUUCCAAGGGAUGAUCAGUGAAUGCCCCAAGCGGCUGAUGGACCUCGCUGCCAGCUGCUGUCGGGUAGAAGCAUUUAAGAGACCGUCUUUCUCCGAAAUCCUGGAGGAGCUGGAGGAUGUGGCGGAGAGCCUGGAGCCUUGGAGGGACAAUCAGCUUUCAGGCUGAGCUGCCUGCCUCCUGUGAGGCUGGGCAGAGAAUCACUCAAACUGUAAAUGAACUGCCUGGGGGGUCAGGAGUGAAGAAGGAAAGCGGGGAAGGGAAAAGCUAAGCCAUGCACUCAUGUUUAUUUAAUCAUGGUCUCGGUAUUUGAUUUCUUGGAUGAAAAACAUGGUUAAAAUGAAAAAGGGACUUAGCAAGGGUAUCUUUUUCCUAGGUAAGAUUUUUAACCGAUGUAAUUAGGACACUGAUCAACCUUUGUCUGUUUGCUUGUUGAAAGCAAAUGACUCUGGAGGCACCUGAAUUCCCUUGCGGAUGCUUUCCAAAUUCCUGACAGAAACAUCAUGCUCUCCUGCUUCCCCAUGCCCCCCAGACCCAGGGUCUUCCCUUCUCCAUCCUCAUGGCCUAGGGGAAUCACCUCUUGGGGGGCUGGAGUCUGUGCAGUGUGAAGGAGACGGGCUUUGGGGCACGUGGUGAGCCUCAGAGUCACCUCAUAUUUCAAAGCCUUAAGGCACAGUCUGGCAGCCUUUCAGGAGCAGGUGUGCUCUGUGAGGGCUCUGGCGGGGUCUCCUGGCAUUGCGCUGGGUGCACCCGGGCUCAGAGGCAGCCAGCAAGAUUUCAGAGCCCGCUGGGGCCACCGAGGGGUGCCAACCUGCACGGGCCGAGACGAUGGGUCGGUGUGCCUUAUUGUGGUGCAAACUAACUGACUAAUAUUUCCUCUCCAAAAAGCUUUGUCAGACACACGUCCCAGCAUCACGGCAGUCUGGAUUUCUCCCUGCCACGCUCAACCAGGCUCAAAGACGAGCACACUGCCAGCAGCUUGUGAGACUGACAUGAGGCAGAGCUGGGUCCAGCAUCAUUCAGCAUCUCUCACACUUCUCUGCCUGACCCAGCACCCAUCACCUUCUCAGUGACGUGGGACACCCAUGCCGGCCCCAGGGCUCAGGCUGCCAGGGAAGGACUUGGUUUUGACACCGCGUUUCCUUCUGUGGGCCAGAGGAGGGUGCUGGGGCUGCAGAUCCAAACGCGAGCUGGAAAGAAUAAUAGCUAGAAAUGCUCUGCAUUGCAAGUUAAGAGAAAAAGAUGAGGAGUCAAGUGCCUGCGCCCAGAUCAGCUGAUUGCUAAACCAUUGGUCUGAAAGACAUUUUCUGCUGGGACCAAAAUGUUUGUGGGUGUAAAUAGAUGUAAUGUCUGUAUAGUGGUGGGGCUGUGGCUUUGUUCUUGUAGGCUGUAAGCUCUUGGAGCACAGAUCGUUCAUCUGUCCAACGAAAAGUAUCUGUGCAGUGUUCAGCCCAAUGGGCCUUCAGUCCAUGGCUUUUCUCCCAUACAGGGGUAGACCUGCCUGGGGGCACCAUCUCAAGCUCUUGGAGCUGUAAUUUGGUGUCACAUAUAGCCCAACGUCUUUGUGCUGUGGUGCCUGCACAGAGGGAUGUCAGUGGUGUGCUGGGGCACAGGCAUAGUGGAAGAGCAUGGUGAAUUUUCACCAGGGAUCAUGAGGAAAUGGUACCUGGCAUGAAAUGCAAUAAAUGGCAACAUGGUAAUGAGCUCAGCACACCUCUAGGAAGCACUGUACUGAGCUGCUCUCCAUCAUCUUUGAAAGGUCAUGGAGAACAGGAGAGGUGCCUGAGGACUGGAAGAAAGUCAGAGUCACUCCAGUCUUCAAAAAGGGCAAGAAGGGUGACCCAGGAAGCUACAGGCCAGUCAGCCUCACCUCCAUCCCUGGAAGGGUGGUGGAACAACUCAUUCUGGAUGUCAUCUCCAAGCACAUGGAGAAAGAGAUGGUUAUCAGGAGUAGUCAGCAUGGAUUCACCAAGGGGAAAUCAUGCUUGACCGACCUGACAGCCUUCUGUGGUGGCAUGGCUGGCUGGGGAGAGGAGGGGAGAGCAGUGGGUGUUGUCUGCCUUGACUUGAGCAAAGCUUUUGACACUGUGUCCCACAACAUCCUCACAAGCAAGCUCAGGAACUGUGGGUUGGAUGAGUGGACAGUGAGGUGGAUCAAGAACUGGCUGGACGGCAGAGCUCAGAGGGUUGUGAUCAACGGUGCAGAGUCUGGUCGGAGGUCUGUAGUUAGUGCUGUUCCCCAGGGGUCCAUACUGGGUCCAGUCUUGAUCAACCCGUUCAUCCAUGACUUGGAUGAAGAGACUGAGUGCACCCUCAGCAAGUUUGUGGGUGAUCCCAAACUGGGAGGAAUGGUUGAUGCACCAGAAGGCUGUGCUGCCAUUCAGCGUGAUCGGACAGGCUGGAGGAGUGGGCAGAGAAGAACCUGGUGGGAUUCAACAAAGGCAAGUGCAGGGUCCUGCACCUGGGGAGGAACAACCCCCGGCAGCAGCAGAGGUGAGGGGUGGACCUGCUGGAAAGCAGCUCUGCAGAGAAGGACCUGGGAGUCCUGGUGGACAAGAGGGUGACCAUGGGUCAGCAAUGUGGCCUUGUGGCCAAGGAGGCCAAUGGUACCUGGGGCGCGUGAGGAAGAGUGUGAGCAGCAGGUCAGGGAGGUUGAUCCUCCCCCUCUGCUCUGCCCUGGCGAGGCCACAUCUGGAGUUGUGUCCAGUUCUGGGCUCCCCAGUUUAGGAAGGACAAGGAAUCACUGGAGACAGUCCAGUGGAAGGAUCAAAGAUCCUGAGGGGUCUGGAACAUCUUUCUGAUGAAGAGAGACUGAGGGACCUUAUUGAUGCUGAUGAAUAUCUCCAGGGUGGGUGUCAGAGGAUGGACCAGACUCUGUUCAGUGGUGCCCAACGCCAGGGUGAGGGGCAACGGGCACAGACUGAAACACAGGAGGUUCCAUCUGAACAUGAGCAGAAACUUGUUUGCUGGGAGGUGCCAGAGCCUGGCCCAGGCUGCCCAGAGCGGGUGUGGAGUCUCCUGCUCUGAGACAUUCAGACCUGCCUGGAUGUGAUCCCAUGCAAUCUGCUCUGGUAAACCUGCUUUAGCAGGCAGGUUGAUGGGUUGGACUGUAUGAUCUCCAGACGUCUCUUCCAACCCAAACCCUUCCAUAGUCUCUGAUUCUGUGAUCUGCAGCUCCUCAUUCCCCAGAGGUGCCAUUGCGCAUUUGUGAGUUACUGACUUAUUUGCACAAGAAACCUCCCAUUUAACAGCAAACUGCUCCGCAGACACCUUCAUCCUGGCUGGAUACUGCCAAUGGGGGAAGCAACGCCUUGAGAAGUAGAAGACUGAAAAUAAGGGAAGAUUUUCAACCCAGAGGAAAGAGAGUGGCCACUUUUUGCCUUGCACCAGUUGGUGGACUUCAGACCAGUGGAGUGAAAUGAACUGAACAAAUGGCAUUGAUAUAUGUGUGUGUCUUCAGUGAGAGGCAGCAACCACCAGCAUCACAGAGAUGUGUUGGACAAAAAUCACAGGGUAUAUAUUUGGCUCCCAGGAGAUGGACCUGAGGAGCCAACUGCAACCUCACAAGGCUUCCCAGGCUCCUCUGGGCUCUUCAUCCAUAGAGGAAUAGUCUUGAGAACGAGGAAUCCAACAGUGUGUCCAAACACCCCGAGCGUUAAGGAUAUGAAGCCUUUUCCAAAGGCCACUAUGGAUGAAGCCAUCCACCUUGGCUUAGUCCCUGGCUAGAUGCAUUGCUUUCACAAAGCCUUUCACCAGCCUUCCCCGUGCUGCCUGGUCUGCCAAGCUGGGUUUUGUUCUUCUGCCUCCCCUGCACAGGAAUAGACUAAAGGAAGACCUCUCAACAUAGUGAUCCCUCAAAUAGCCUGGUAUGGGGCGAAGGUGUCUUGUUCCAGGUCACUUCCCUGCAGGGCUGCUACUCUCCUGGCCACCCCGUUCCCAGGAGCAGCAUGGCUGGUACUGCUGGUGCCCCACUGCAGACAGGGCUGGUCCUUCCCCAGCUGGACAUCUGACUCUGGUCAAGCAGAGCAACAACUGUGGGGCUGGGACACAGUAGGAUGUGUGUGGAGUUGUGUAUACUUUGGUGAUGCUGUGGUAUGAAGAAAGAUAUUUUGGUUUUGUUUAUCUGCCAGGGGCUAAGAAGCCUGCUUAAGGAUUAAACAGAUCCAGAGGGGGUGGAUAUCAUCUGCACAGAGAAUAGCAUUAGCCAGCAUGGUCUGAGCUGUGAUGGAUCAGAACUGUGUUUCUUCUGGGCUGCUUGUGUGCCCCAUCCACUUUCAUGCUGAGGCCACAUGCUGGAUCACAGGAGAAUGAAAGCUGUCACAUCUUUGCAAGAAGUUCCUGCUGUAGGGGCAGAUGACACCAUCUGCAAGACACCAUGUGAACUGGAAAAGCCAAUGUUGGGAGCCUGCAGAGAACAGAAGAGGUCUGGGAAUUUGUCUUGUACAUCUCAUGAGUGAAGAGUUUCCCUUCACUGGUAAGAGCUGGAGGGAGAGGCAAGCAUGGGAAACCUGCUGAGAUGCCCUCCAGGAAUGAGCCCCUGUGCUGGGCUUCCCAACACCAGUCUCAUGCAAAGUUGAGGUCAGUGGUUGGAUUUCAUGUCUUGGAGUCCUGGCACUGAACUGAAGCAACUCUGACGGUGGGUGGAGGGUCUGGGCCGUGCAGCAGGUUUGCCUUUGCUGGACCUCACCAGGAGCUGCUUUGUCUGACUCUCUUCUCUCUGUAGACCACUUGCUCUGCAGAUGCCUACAGCAUGGACCUGGCCAUGCUGCACCACACAGGCCAUGCACUCUUGUGUCCUCCAUUGUAUCUUUGUUUGUUUGUUUUUAUAAAUGCCAUUUGGAAAUAAAGUCUAUUGGUUCUUUUCCACAUCA
This is a messenger RNA of Columba livia (rock pigeon), 7514 nucleotides long. RefSeq names its product dual specificity testis-specific protein kinase 2. NCBI's taxonomy places the organism in Eukaryota, Metazoa, Chordata, Aves, Columbiformes, Columbidae. Gene Ontology annotation, biological process: protein phosphorylation; actin cytoskeleton organization. The record is from RefSeq and is a predicted model, not a curated record. Gene Ontology annotation, molecular function: protein serine/threonine kinase activity; ATP binding. Gene Ontology annotation, cellular component: nucleus; cytoplasm. The transcript is spliced from 10 exons. Bases 1783 to 2811 code for a protein of 342 amino acids.